Molecule: messenger RNA, 543 nt
Organism: Talpa occidentalis (Iberian mole)
Lineage: Eukaryota; Metazoa; Chordata; Mammalia; Eulipotyphla; Talpidae
Product: regenerating islet-derived protein 3-alpha-like
Exons: 5
Coding region: 1-534 (177 amino acids)
Biological process (GO): antimicrobial humoral immune response mediated by antimicrobial peptide; response to peptide hormone; venom-mediated disruption of cell wall in another organism
Molecular function (GO): signaling receptor activity; oligosaccharide binding; peptidoglycan binding
Source: RefSeq, a predicted model, not a curated record
AUGGACAGGGUGGUGCGCUCCGUGGCCCUACGCAGCGUGUCCUGGACGCUGCUCUCCUGCCUGAUGCUCCUGGCUCAGGUCCAAGGUGCAGCCGUGCAGCAGGCACAAGAUUCUCCAUGGAGCGGCUGUCCUAGUGGCUCUGUGUACUAUUCCUCCUACUGCUAUACCUUUUUUCCACGAGGCAAAACCUGGAUGGAUGCAUAUUUUGACUGCAGCAGAAGACCCGCUGGGCACCUUGUGACUGUCCACUCCGGACAUGAGGGUUCACUUGUGUCCUUCCUGAUCAAGAGCACUACAAAUAGCUACAGUCAUGUCUGGAUUGGACUCCAUGACCCCACAGAGGGUACUCGGCCUAAUGGGGGAGGCUGGCAAUGGAGCAACGGUGAUAUUCUGCGUUAUAGCUCCUGGGAGAGAUUUCCUCCCACCAGUUCAUCUAGCUACUGUGGGAGUGUGUCAAGAACCUCAGAUUUUAAGAAAUGGAGAGAUAUUAACUGUGAAACAGCCCUCCCCUAUGUCUGCAAGUUCAAGAACUAGGUUGGAAUC